Brettanomyces nanus is the source of this 798-nucleotide messenger RNA. RefSeq lists its product as uncharacterized. NCBI's taxonomy places the organism in Eukaryota, Fungi, Ascomycota, Pichiomycetes, Pichiales, Pichiaceae. The transcript has a single exon. The coding region runs from base 1 to 798 and encodes 265 amino acids. Gene Ontology annotation, biological process: positive regulation of ubiquitin-protein transferase activity; protein neddylation. Gene Ontology annotation, molecular function: cullin family protein binding; ubiquitin conjugating enzyme binding; ubiquitin-like protein binding. The record is from RefSeq and is a predicted model, not a curated record. Gene Ontology annotation, cellular component: ubiquitin ligase complex.
AUGGCUCGUCCAGCUUCUGUGAGACAAUUUCUAGAAGUUUCGGGAAUAAGUUCGUCUGAAGUGGCUACAUUUUUCCUUGAUCGUAAUAAUGGUAGGCUCGCCGAGUCUAUUAAUGACUUCUUCAGUAAUCCGAGAGUGGUACAAGAGGUUGAAAAGAGAACUAAGAAGAACAGCAAGAAAAGCAUGAAGUCUGUAAGUACAGAACUUAAAGAACUAUUUAACAAGUAUAAGGAGCCACAGCUAGAUUCGACCGGAAAGUCCUAUAUUGGAAUAGACGGUACGAUGAGAUACCUUGAGGAUCUAGGAUACGAGCCUGAAGAUGAAGUUGUGCUAUGCUUGGCGGAUUUCUUAGACUCACAAAAAGUGGGGGACUUUAAAGAGGAGCAAUUUCUUACGAAUUGGAACAAUGUGGGUUGCAAUACCAUUGAACAAAUGCAUAAUUAUAUAGACAUCAACUUAAGACCCAAAUUGCUAGACGAUCCUGAGUAUUUCAGAGCGAUUUAUCAGUAUACCUUCAAGUUCAUUUUGGAGAAAAAUGAAAAAACCCUUCCUUUGGAUAUGGCCCAAGAGUACUGGCAUCUAUUGCUACCCGGAGAGUUUUCCCUUGAAUUGGAAACGUUUAUCAAAUUCUUACAUGAUACAUCAAAAACUGAGAUCACUAGAGACCAAUGGAAUAUGCUUUUACCAUUUCUUCAGGAUUACCAUAAUGAUCCAACUCUUAAUGGUUAUGAUGAGAGUCAGUCGUGGCCGUUGUUGAUGGAUAAAUUUUACGAAUACAUCAAAUCUGAUGAGCACUAA